UGAUCCUGGUCGUUUGUUAAUUUUUGCAAAGCGUUAUUGAAAGAGACCGGCCAUCAAAUUUUUUUUGGCGGAAAUCAACCUGUGUUAUUUUAAAAUCAGUUAUGUCCGUAGCAUCUGAUGUGCUAUUAGAUUUAGAUGGAGGAGACGAUUUUCAAGUUGAUGAAGAAGGCGAUCAGAGUGUUCAGAAGUUGAAAGAAAAAGUCAAGAAGAGGAAGGGCAGAGGAUUUGGUGGAGAUGGAACUGCAAGAGAAGAUCUUCAAGAUUAUGAAGCAAUGGAUCAUGAUGGUACUGAUGAACCUGGUCCACAAAGAUCCAUUGAAGGGUGGAUUUUGUUUAUUACUGGUGUGCAUGAAGAAGCUCAAGAAGAUGAUAUUUAUGAACAGUUUUCUGAGCAUGGUGAUAUAAAAAAUCUUCAUUUGAAUCUUGACCGGCGUACUGGAUUUUUAAAGGGGUAUGCCUUGGUUGAAUAUGAAACGUACAAAGAAGCUCAGUCAGCUUUGGAAAAUCUAAAUGGCAGUGAACUUCUAGGACAAAAACUCAGUGUUGAUUGGGCAUUUGUUAAAGGUCCUACUAAAAAGAAACGAGGAAGACGAACUGAUAUGAGGAGAAGAAAGUGAUUUCUUGGAAAAAUUUGUUAUGUUUUCAUAAAUCUGUUCAUUAUGCAUUGUAAUUUUAAGCUUUAAACACUAUGCUUAUUGUAUAUAAACCCACCUACUCUGCAACUUGUAUUCAAUUAUUAUUUUACCCAAUAUCUUUAGAAACAUCAUUUCACUGGGUACUUUUACUUGCAAUCAUCAUUUUCUUUUAUGUAUGAAUAAACAUCUUUUUUUCAGUUAAUAUGCAUUUA
Uloborus diversus is the source of this 847-nucleotide messenger RNA. It is a transcript of the gene tsu, whose product is annotated as RNA-binding protein 8A-like. The transcript is spliced from 6 exons. NCBI's taxonomy places the organism in Eukaryota, Metazoa, Arthropoda, Arachnida, Araneae, Uloboridae. Gene Ontology annotation, molecular function: mRNA binding. The record is from RefSeq and is a predicted model, not a curated record. The coding region runs from base 102 to 617 and encodes 171 amino acids. Gene Ontology annotation, biological process: RNA splicing. Gene Ontology annotation, cellular component: exon-exon junction complex; cytoplasm; nucleus.